This is a messenger RNA of Penicillium salamii, 1803 nucleotides long. The record is from the annotation of a GenBank genome assembly. Lineage: Eukaryota; Fungi; Ascomycota; Eurotiomycetes; Eurotiales; Aspergillaceae.
AUGAUGAUUCCACACAGGAGUACGGCUCUAUUGUCGGUGAUUGUCUUUGUUGCGCUAUUGCUUUUCAUAUUUUCCUCCUCUCCAGUCCCCGAUGUCGCUGAAGGGGAAGAGGUCUCAGGCCCAGCCAAGUUCGUGCCCAGACCCAAGCUAUCGUCGCUAGCCAAUUUCCACCUGCCAUCAUUCCGCCCGCCCUCUCACGAACAGCCGGAAGAACAGAAGAACAGUACCCACGGCGAGUCGAAAUGGUACAGCACAUUGGAAUGGUUGAACCCAUUCUCCUCUGCCAUCACUUUGGAUGAGAACCGCUCCGUCCUGCCCCCUCUGGACGAACGUCGGCCGAUCUACACCUACUACAACGCGAAAUACAAUCCCAACAAAGCGAGUGCCAAAGACCUCAAGGAGCUACAGAAUGCCGACGCGGAGUUGCUGCUUGCGUGGCGCCGCGCCUGGUACGCGCAGGGCUUCAAGCCUGUUGUGCUCACCCCUGGGGACGCAAUGUUGAACCCCAACUACGAGGUUGUGCAGAAGUUGAAACUUUCUCCCAAGACAGAGAACGAGGUGUUUGGCUGGCUGGCUUGGGGUCAUAUGGGAACUGGAUUGCUUUCCGACUUCCAUUGUUUCCCAAUGGCGCGCUACGAUAACAACAUGCUGUCAUAUCUCCGCCGAGGAAGUGUGCCGGAGUCAAUCACCCGGUUUGACAAUGUGAAGAACGCUCUCUACGCCGGUGAGAAGUCACGGAUUGAUGCGGUGGUUCAGAGUGCAGUUCUGAAGCUGGACGACAAGACAACUUCCUUUGUGGACCUGAUGGACGCAGAGUCAUUCAAGGUUGAGUCCCCGAGUGCUCUGGCCUUCUAUAAAUCUGCGGCUAUUACCUCCCACUAUCCGGCCGUGCAUGAAAAGAUGGGCCAGAACCCUGCAGCCGGUCAGCGGGCUCUGGUCCAACUGAUCAAUGCCCACCUGCACAACCACUUCCAGUCCGCUUUCCCCGCUGGAUUGGCUGUGUUGAAGCCAUUCCCUCAGCACACCACAGCCUUGGUGGAGCCUGCGCUUCGACUGGCCAAGGCCCUCAUCCAAUGUCCCGAGUCACCUAUGCCCGACUCCUGCCCACCCAAUGAGCCUGAAUGCCGUCCCUGUGGCUCUGCCAAAUCAGCCAUGCGGAUUAGUCAACCUUCGUCUUUCAAGAACACCACUUUCCUCUUUACCAUUGGCACUCUUCCUCAUCCAUACACUCUUGUCAGUCUGCAGAAGAACUCGGAGGAGAUCACCACGCCUCAGAUCCGUCGGGAGACUGAGCGUGACGCAUGGCUCUCCGAGGUGACCAAGGACCACCUUGGCCCUGAACUGGGCUCAUCAUACCGAGGCGUGAUCUUCAAGCAGGUCGUCGCCGCCCCAGAUGCCGUGGGCACAUCCCUUUGGAUGACUGUGGAGUCUCUCCCCGCCGCAGCAGGCCAGAGUCUCCCGGCAGAACUUUUGGAUGAGUUUGAAUGGCAAUUUGGAUUCAAGAUUCCCCGCGGAGGCAAGAUCGACCCGGCAACCGAGAACGACAAGGAAUCCGCGAAGAGCGCACAGGAUCGUACACCCAGCGAGCAAGGCGUUGGAAAAGAAUACGAGCUGAUCCAGAAGGCUCGUGAAGUGAUCAAAAACAAGGAGACUAACCGUAUCAACAUCAAAGAUGUUGUUGAGGCUUGGAAUCUUGCUGACACGGAAGUCUGGCGCUUUGUCAAGGCCUACCGUGCUCGCACUCUCGUUGAGCGUCAGAAGUGGGAAGAAGAAGAGAAACCAUUUGCUGGCUCACGAUCAUAG